Vombatus ursinus (common wombat) is the source of this 6451-nucleotide messenger RNA. RefSeq names its product solute carrier family 4 member 5 (gene SLC4A5). The record is from RefSeq and is a predicted model, not a curated record. Gene Ontology annotation, cellular component: plasma membrane. NCBI's taxonomy places the organism in Eukaryota, Metazoa, Chordata, Mammalia, Diprotodontia, Vombatidae. The transcript has 24 exons. The coding region runs from base 83 to 3604 and encodes 1173 amino acids. Gene Ontology annotation, biological process: bicarbonate transport; regulation of intracellular pH; monoatomic anion transport. Gene Ontology annotation, molecular function: sodium:bicarbonate symporter activity; monoatomic anion transmembrane transporter activity; solute:inorganic anion antiporter activity.
UUCAUCCAGAGGUCCCGAGCCGCUGCUGCUACGGCUGCUGCCACAGCUGCUGCGGCCGCUGCCACCGCUGAGGCCUCAGGUCAUGUCGCUGGGGGUAUGUAGUACCUGUUAUGCCCAGCUUCUCCUACAACUGAACCUUUCCCCUUCUGGGUGGAUGGAAGCGUCUCCCUCCUCCCUCUCCCUCCACACACAGAUGCUCUCCCCCUUCCUCCCUUUCCCACCUUGCCUUCCUCCCUCCCCUUCUUCCUGGUGCCCGGCUGGGAAACAAAAGUUAAUUGGUUGUAACCUGAACGGUGGAAAGAGACCUUGGCCCACCACACAGCAACGCAUCUGCGGCAGUGGCAGCAGCUGUUUGACCGUGACCUUGGCGCUGGGGACGGGUGCUGCAUUGAAGGCCCCCGGAGACUACAGUGCUCCAAUAUUCCAGGGAGAAGGGUCCCCAGCUGCUGAGAGGCUCCGUUACAUCCUGGGGGACGAAGAUGGCAUUCCCACCCCAACCCUCUUCACAGAGAUGGAUACCCUGCAACAUGACGGGGAGGAGAUGGAGUGGAAAGAGUCGGCCAGGUGGGUAAAGUUUGAAGAGAAGGUUGAAGAAGGAGGUGAGAGAUGGAGUAAGCCCCAUGUGUCGACGUUAUCUCUGCAUAGCUUGUUUGAACUCCGAACCUGCCUCCAGACCGGUACUGUGCUUCUGGAUUUAGAUGGCUGCUCCUUACCACAGAUCAUAGAUGAUGUUGUCGAGAAGCAAAUAGAAGAUGGACUCCUGAAGCCAGAGUUAAGAGAGAGAGUCUGCUACGUCCUCUUGAGAAAACAUCGACAUCAGACCAAGAAACCCAUCCACCGCUCGCUGGCGGACAUUGGAAAAUCUGUCUCAUCCCCCUCCAACAGGGGCCCGGCCCGGAGCCCUACAGCAGUUGGCCCCAACUUGCACCACUCCACUGAGGACCUGCGGACCAGGCAGAAUGCCAGCUACGGACGGCUGUGUCACGCCCAGAGCCGGAGCAUGAAUGAUAUUUCAGGCACCCCAAACCCAAAUCAGCUGAAAAACAAAUUCAUGAAGAAGAUUCCCAAGGACUCGGAAGCUUCCAACGUGUUGGUGGGAGAGGUCGACUUCUUGGACCAACCUUUUGUUGCUUUUGUGCGUCUCAUCCAGUCCACCAUGCUGGGAGGUGUGACCGAGGUGCCUGUGCCCACUAGAUUCCUGUUCAUCCUACUAGGCCCUCACGGGAAAGCCAAGUCCUACAAUGAAAUCGGCCGGGCCAUAGCAACCCUCAUGGUCGACGAUCUUUUUAGUGAUGUGGCCUACAAAGCCCGAAACCGAGAUGACCUGAUUGCUGGCAUUGACGAAUUCCUGGACGAGGUGAUUGUCCUUCCCCCUGGAGAGUGGGACCCAAAUAUCCGGAUCGAGCCCCCAAAGAAAGUGCCUUCUGCUGACAAGAGGAAGUCCGUAUUCUCUCUGAACGAGCUGGGACAGAUGAAUGGAUCCGUGGGAGGCGGAGCUGGGGCUGGGGCUGGAGGAGGAGGUGGGGCAGAUGGUGGUGGUGAAGAUGGCGAGAUGCCAGCUGUGCAUGAAAUUGGAGAAGAGCUCAUCUGGACAGGAAGGUUUUUCGGGGGCCUGUGCCUGGAUAUUAAGAGGAAGCUGCCCUGGUUCCCAAGUGACUUCUAUGAAGGAUUCCACAUCCAGUCCAUCUCCGCCAUCCUCUUCAUCUACCUCGGCUGUAUCACCAAUGCCAUCACCUUUGGCGGGCUUCUGGGGGAUGCCACAGACAAUUACCAGGGCGUGAUGGAGAGCUUCCUGGGCACUGCGAUGGCCGGCUCCUUGUUUUGUUUCUUUGCUGGACAGCCCCUCAUCAUUCUCAGCAGCACUGGGCCCAUUCUGAUCUUCGAAAAGCUCCUGUUCGACUUCAGCAAGAGUAACGGCAUCGACUACAUGGAGUUCCGCCUCUGGAUAGGCCUGCACUCCGCCCUGCAGUGCCUCAUCCUGGUGGCGACAGACGCCAGCUUCAUCAUCAAGUACAUCACCCGCUUCACCGAGGAAGGCUUCUCCACCCUCAUCAGCUUCAUCUUCAUCUACGAUGCCAUCAAGAAGAUGAUCAGUGCCUUCAUAUACUACCCCAUCAACAUGGACUUCAAUCCUGACCUCAUCACCACAUACAAGUGCGAAUGCGUCGCCCCCGACACAGCAAAUACAACCAUGUUCAAUGCUUCAGCCCCACUGGUGCCAAACAACACUAACAUUUCUCUGGACAAUCCCCUUAACCUGACAGCUCUGGACUGGUCCCAGCUGAGCAAGAAGGAGUGCCUGAGGUACGGAGGGAGCCUGCUGGGGAACUCCUGCCGCUUUGUCCCAGACCUGGCACUCAUGUCCUUCAUCCUCUUUUUCGGGACAUACUCCAUGACCCUGACCCUAAAGAAAUUCAAGUUCAGCCGCUAUUUCCCUACCAAGCUGCGGAAGCUCAUCAGCGACUUCUCUAUCUUCAUGUCCAUUCUGGCCUUCGUGGCCCUCGACAGUUUCUUUGGCCUCAACACUCCAAAGCUUCAGGUGCCUACGGUUUUUAAGCCCACCCGGGUGGACCGAGGCUGGUUCAUCUUCCCCUUCGGGAAGAACCCGUGGUGGAUUUACCUAGCCAGCAUCCUCCCCGCCCUGCUGGUGACCAUCCUGAUCUUCAUGGACCAGCAGAUCACAGCGGUCAUCGUUAACCGCAAGGAGAAUAAAUUGAGGAAGGCUGCAGGCUACCACCUGGACCUGUUCUGGGUGGGCAUCCUCAUGGCCGUGUGCUCCUUCAUGGGCCUGCCCUGGUACGUGGCUGCCACCGUCAUCUCCAUAGCCCACAUCGACAGCCUCAAGAUGGAGACAGAGACCAGUGCCCCCGGGGAGCAGCCGCAGUUCCUGGGGGUGAGGGAGCAGAGAGUGACAGGCAUCAUCGUCUUCAUCCUGACGGGAAUCUCGGUCUUCUUGGCUCCUGUCCUGAAGUACAUUCCCAUGCCUGUGCUCUAUGGCGUCUUUCUCUACAUGGGUGUAGCCUCUCUGAAUGGUAUCCAGUUCUGGGAGCGCUGCAAGCUCUUCCUGAUGCCCGCCAAGCACCAGCCCGACUACGCGUUCCUGCGCCACGUGCCUCUGCGCCGGAUUCACCUCUUCACCCUGGUGCAGGUCCUCUGCCUGGCCAUUCUCUGGAUCCUCAAGUCCACCGUGGCUGCCAUCAUCUUCCCUGUGAUGAUCUUGGGUCUCAUCAUUGUGCGCAAGCUGCUGGACCUGGUCUUCUCCCAGCACGACUUGGCCUGGAUUGACAACGUCAUCCCCGAGAAGGAGAAGAAGAAGGAAGACGACAAGAAGAAGAAGAGGAAAGGGGCCCCGGAUGGCGGCAGCGGCAGCGAGGAGGAAAAAGAGCUUCCAGUUGGAGUUAUUCCCUCUGAUCCCUUCCUCAGCGACUCCGAUCGAAGCAUCACCUUACACUUGAAGAUUUCCUGCCCACCUUCACCUGCCUUCAACUACUCCCGGAGCCUAGGUUUUCCAAUGCCACAAGUGAAGAUUGAGAUGGAGUCGGACUGUCAGCAUGGAGAUGGAGAGCAACAUUCCAGAGACAUCGGCAGUGAGACCACACUGUAGCUUCUAGCGUUUCAGCCUUUCCAUUCUCCAGCCCCCACCUCGAGAAUGCACUGGAUGGCUAAGGAACAAAGUCAGGCUGAGGGCCUGCUUGUCUCUUACACACACACACACACACACGCACACACACACUUUUAUUCUCCUCCAGGGGCAGAGAUAUAGAUAGAUCCUUUUGACACACUCCCCCGCCCCCCCCAUACUUCAAAGAUCCCUCUGCAAGAACUGAGCUCUUACCUUCAUUCACCUCCUUCCUGUCAAUCAAGCCCCAGCUUCCCCACCCACUCACUCCCACCCCUGUCCCCAAAUACUGCAGGAAAGACAAGCAACAGUAGAGUUCUUUACAACUUUAGGAAGGGAUAGAAUCUAGAAACACAGACAUAGUAGGUCAUUUGCUGCUCUGUCCUGCUGGCUUGGAAUCUCAAAGAUGUUGACAUGGACACUAAGCAUUGGUAUUCCCUGCCUCCAUUUCCAAAUCCCAAGCCUGAUAGAAAUCUAGACCUACUGCACAUCCACCAUCAGGGGUAUUCUAUAAUAUACCCUCUUGGGGGACCAACCCCUCGAUUCAGAGUGGUACGAGCUGAGAUGGAAUCUUGGCUCUGCUCACUACCUGAGACCUGAUAAAGUCAUCCAUGACCUCUCCCGGAAAGGGGUAAAAAUGUAGGCACAAAACCUUACCAUCUGGCCACCAACAGUCACAUAUACUAUUCCGGCACGACUUACACACAGACAUCCAGGUUGGGGUCUCCUAGGCCUUCUUUCCCUUGGGGUGGUGAUAGCUCUUCUCAGUAAACCAUCUCCCAUUCCUGUUCUGAACACCCUGGAAACUCCUUCACCCUCAGUAGUUCCUGAAAGCCUCACUUCAUAAAACUCACCGCCAUCGGUGACUGGUGACGUCCCUGGGACACUGGCCAUCAGAGCCUGCCUUGACUUGCUGAGUACAAUUCUUGCUGUAACCACAUCCCAUCCACCCAACGUAACAGGCAGCUAUGAAGGGAAGCAAUAGGCCUUAACAUCCAGGUCAGCUUACUGCCCCACUAAGCCCUACUAUUCAAUAAACAAUGUACCGGGCUCUACACAUUUUUUAAAUCUCCAAGAAAGACCCUAUCUCUGCUCUGGGGAAAGACACAAGCUAGUUCAUAGAGUGAAGACAUAAAGUAGUCUCAUGUCUAAGUCCCAAGUGAAGGUCAAGAAGGCCAACCUUUUGGUGUACCAAGUGUUGGAAUUCACAUGGUGUAGGCAAAGAAUGGCAGAACACGGAAGUUGCAUCCUAAGAUGAUAGCUAGGAUAGAGGAGGAAAUAGCCAACUUCUCUUUAAAAAACGAGGGGACAAAACCCAACACAUAAAAACUCUGUUAAGAUCUUAUCUAAGAGUACUACUGAAAGACCAAGCUUAGACUUCUCUGUCUGUACCUCUCCCUCAUUCACUCAUCCUAGCUAAGGUUCCUACUAGAAGAGGUCUGUCUAUCACAUGGACAGGUCCGCAAACAAGGAUUUGGAGCUCCACACGCCUUGAUCAAGCUUGGUAGUAAUAAUCACAGUUGGUAUUUGAUGCAGCAUUUGAAAGGCUCUGCUUUCUGUCUUUCAUCUCGCUGAAUUCUCACAGCUUUGAGAGGUAGAUAACGUCUACAUUUACCAUUCCCAUUGCCCAGAUGGAGAAGCUGGCUUUGGCAUGGUCCUAGACGCCUCGCCAAAUGUCAGAGGCAGGAUUCACACCUGGUUUCUUGACUCCAAGACCAACACUGUUGGUUGGACACUGUACGACUCUGCCUUUGCUCUCACUUUGGAAAAAUGAGUUCCACUUGUUGGUGGAACAAACACGUUGGAACUGACUUAAUAGUGUUUUGUUUUUUAAAAUUUCUGAGUUAAGAAAAACUGGCAUUUAUUAACUUACAGUUUUAGAACUCACUGCUAUUUCAAAUCAAAAACACAAACAAAAAACCUCUUUUACACGAACAGUAAGUAGUGUGUGUUUUCAAUUCCUGAACCAUGCCUACGUUUGGGCACAUCCCUAUCUGUCAACUGGAAAGUGUCCCACUUUCUACGCACGGCUCACAUCAACGUGUCAGAGUUAAUUUUAGCCUUAGCCAGGUACUCUAGCAUUACAUAUUGGAAGAACAAUUUUCCAGCAUGGUUUAUUGCUGAAUUAACAAUACUAAAUACCAGUCAUUAGCACUCCAUGAUCUAGCCCAAGUCUACUUUACUUGGCAAACAGGACUGGACAUGUGUCAUCAUGCAUACACACUUCAAGCCUUGCCUCCACACACAAAAAGAGGCCAAACCAUGGGUCGAGAGCUCAAAAAAUGGGCCAUUUUGGUUUUAGCGUCAAUUGUAAUCAUUCACGUAAAGACAAACAAGCCAGACGAUUUCUACUUAAGCCAAAUGGCCUUAGAGGCACUUCUCCCUGACCCCACCCCAUACACACAUCCACACAUCCACACAUCCACACACACACACACACACACGGAUCACAGGCAUGUUUUCUUCCUUUAUAACCAAUACUAUGAUAGCUACGGGGCUAAACUAAAAAAAAAAGUUGUUUUUAUUUGUUUUCUAAACUUGAAGUGUUUUCUCACAGCACUUGCAUCUGAAAUACAGAAACCCAAAAUGCUCAGACAUGAGGCUGCUCGGUCGGCGAAUCAGCUAAGCUGGGACGACAGCACUCUUAAUUUUCCUUUUUACAAACCAAUCGCUGUAAUUUUCAUGGUAUUUGUUUAUAUUUUGUACAUAUAUGGAAAUGACCUGAUUUCAAUGGUGUUUUAAGGUUUUCAGAAAUUGCUAGUUGGCACUACCUACCACACAGAAGCUAGUAAAUAUUUUAUAUGUCAUGUUACCAACAAUCCAAUAAACAAG